Synchiropus splendidus (mandarinfish) is the source of this 1140-nucleotide messenger RNA. Its product is annotated as protein-lysine 6-oxidase-like. The record is from RefSeq and is a predicted model, not a curated record. The transcript is spliced from 6 exons. Bases 1 to 1140 code for a protein of 379 amino acids. NCBI's taxonomy places the organism in Eukaryota, Metazoa, Chordata, Actinopteri, Syngnathiformes, Callionymidae. Gene Ontology annotation, molecular function: protein-lysine 6-oxidase activity; copper ion binding. Gene Ontology annotation, biological process: peptidyl-lysine oxidation.
AUGAGAGACUUCUCUUUUGACUGUCUCUUGCUGUCUUUCGCACAUUUUUCUUUCCUGUGCGCCUGGCUGGGCUGCGCGGGAAGUCAGGAUGGCGGAGACGCGCUGCGGCGCGGGUUGACAUGGCAACACAACGGGAAGGUGUACAGCAUCCUGGGCGCCGGAGCUCAGUACCGACCGGCCGCCAGGCGACACCCAGGCUCACCGCGCCUUGCUAACCAGGUUGUGGUCCUCGGCAGUGGUAACAGAACAUCCUCCGCUGUGUCCCGAGCAUCCAUGCGCGUCCCCGCAGCCAGCGGCGCAGCGCAAUUACGCACCAUGGCGCGCCAGCGGCCCCAGAACCCACCGGCCAGUGACGAAGGGGUCUCUGCACCGGAGAACCGAGAAGACAUGAUGGUGGGUGACGACCCCUACAACCCGUACAAGGCUUCCAACUACUACCCCUACUACAACUACUACAACUCCUACUUCAGACCCCGGACCUGGGCGCACUACCGGCACGGGUACGGAACCAGCUACCACCAGCACGGUCUCCCAGAUCUGGUUCCCGACCCGAACUACAUCCAGGUCUCCACCUACAUCCAAAGGCUCCCCAUGUACAGUCUCCGCUGCGCUGCUGAGGAGAACUGCCUGGCCUCCUCUGCCAGUUACGCUCGGGAUUACGACACACGGGUUCUGCUGCGGUUCCCUCAGCGGGUCAAGAACCAGGGCACUGCUGACUUCCUGCCCAGCAAACCCAGAUACUCCUGGGAGUGGCACAGCUGCCACAAUCACUUCCACAGCAUGGACGAGUUCAGCACCUACGAGCUGCUGGAUGUGGACACCCAAAAACCAGUGGCUGAAGGCCACAAGGCCAGCUUCUGCCUGGAGGACACGUCCUGCGACAGCGGGUACUACCGCCGGUACGCCUGCACCGCGCACACGCAGGGCUUGAGUCCCGGCUGCUACGACACCUACAACGCUGACAUCGACUGCCAGUGGAUCGACAUCACCGACGUCUCACCCGGCAAAUACGUCCUGAAGGUGACGGUGAACCCGAAGAAGCAGGUUCCAGAGUCGGACUACAACAACAACAUCGUCCGGUGUGACGUCCAGUACACAGGGAACGCUGCCCACGUCUCUGGAUGCGUCACCACCUCGUAA